Molecule: messenger RNA, 2337 nt
Organism: Symbiodinium necroappetens
Lineage: Eukaryota; Dinophyceae; Suessiales; Symbiodiniaceae
Source: the annotation of a GenBank genome assembly
AUGGACGCGACACAUGGAGUGCUGAGCCUGAUUGGAUUAGCGGUAGGCCUUUGGGUGAGAAACUCAGGGAGCCGUGAUACCAACGAUAUCCGUCCUGGUCAGUGUCAGUGCGUGUGCGCUGCCGAAGACAAGGGACAGACAUCUAACCUCGGGCCCUGGUUCCUCUUUCUGGUCAUAGUGGGGCUCCUUUUUGCCAAUCUUGCCUUGGUCCUUCGAGUCACCAUCCGGCGGAAAAAGGCAGGAGAUCGAGAGGUGACCGGUGCUGUCAAGGGCAAACCUGGCAAGGGCCUGUACGGGCUUCCAAAGGGACUGCAAAUCCUUGAACAACAAGGCCCAGUUGAGCUAUGGACUUUCGAGAAGGUGUAUGCUUUUGCUCCCAUGUCUGCAGCAGAGUAUUCUCGUAUAGUGAGAGAUGGGCGUGCCGAAGCAGCAGCUGAGCGGGCCAGACGGGGCGUGCAUGUUGGGGCGCCUGGAGCUCAAGAGAAUGCUGCAGCUGGACCCGCAGGUGCGGCCGCGGUGGCCGCGGCAGCUCUGGGGGCCAUGGUGCCUGCGGGCCCUUUGCAACCAGGGGGCGAGGCUGUGUACGACCCUGACACAUUGUACUGGCUUGCUGCGGAGUCACUGGAGGGAGUCAGUUUCGGUGAUGCAAUUCCGGGGGUGAUCGCCGCGGCCGUCGCCGGGGCAAAAGCCGUGCAUACGUUUCCAUCCGGUCGGGCAGUUUUCGUUGAGUGCGUUUACGGCCGAGACCGGGAACAGUUUCUGCUGAGGCCUGGUGGUUGGGAUUUUCGAUGUACACCGAUCUCUCUGGACAGCUUAGGCCGACCAGAGGUGUCUUUGAAAGACGCUGCACAGAAGUCACUUCAGAAACAUGUCAGGUGGACCAUGACGGGGCCUAGGACUACCAAGUGGUGCUUGAAUUACCUAGUCGUUGAAGGUCUGGGUCUGGAAGGGCACCACGAGAGAGUUAGAACUUUGUGUAAAUUGGAUUCCGCGUCGUGGGGCAUGCAGGAGCACUUUCAAGUUUCUAUGUUCCUUCGGUACUGUUUGCAGAUUGAUCAGCUUAACAGCCACAACCUCAUGGCCGUUGAAGCUAUGUUCCGGAGAUUGCAGACGAUCGAGUUUGGGUACUCCGAGAAGGUGCGUGAGGUCGAGGCCAAGGGCACAGGUGGGCGGUUGGCUAUGGAAGAGCAACAAGUUUUCGGAGGGCUCACCAGGCAUGCAAGUACCUUGAUGGUGUGUCCAGAGCUUUUGGACUUCGUUAAGUCUGAAACGGAACGUGAGGCUGCACUUGCCAAAAACCUCCGGAAAGCCCGCGGAGAGCGGGAGCUUGCCCGGAAGAAGCGUGGUGGCAAGGGCGGCCAAGAUGAGCCUUUGCAUGAUCCCGGCCGGCUCCCGCGAGAUGUCUUUCCCCUUCCUUUUAUAGCGGGUCAGGUGGAGGACGUCAAUGCGGCGAUCUGGGCUUUGAUUCAAUGUACAAUGGGGCUGGCGCUUCCCCGCUUGGGGGUGGGCCGGCCAACUCUUUUGGUGGCGCUGGGAGCUCCUCCUGGCGAUCUCACGGUACCGGAAGCACUUCGGUCGCUUCGGUGCGGGGGCUACACGGAUCUUGGUCAAUCCGUCGGUGCCCUCACGAACUACCAGCCUGACUUAGUCUCCCUUCCCGAGGCAGGGUGGCAGCCGAUCAACUUGGAUGCUUUGGGGGGUAAGGUCAGGGGAAGAUCGAUUAGCUCGUUUAUUCAAGAGCAGCUUUUGCCAGCAGAGACCGCACACAUGAAGGUGAAGGACAGCGGUGUUGAGCGGCCGUAUUCUGACCCCCGUUUUCGUGAUCCGAGGGUGUAUGGGGAUUUCGUGAGCAGGUUGCUGCAGUCCAGCAUCGUGGACCUCAGCAUGCAGGGCGGCAGAGAGCGGAUCGGCUUGUUUUUCGUGUCCAAGAAAGCGAAUAAGCUCCGCUUGAUUAUCGACGCCCGAAGAAGUAAUGCACACUUCAGACCUCCCAGCUACGUGCACCUGGCUACCGGUGGCCGGACGCUUUCAACUUUCUAUCAUCUAGCCCUGCCGGAGGAGCUCAGGACGUUUUUCACUUUGGCCCCCAUCGACGGGAAGUUUCUUUCUGUCAAGGAGGCAGGCUUGGGAGAUGAGACGCGUCUCCGGGACAAACGUCCCUGCCCUACAAGUGGUUAUGUACACACUGAGUACGUUGACAACUUGGUGUUGAUUGGCACUUGCCGUGAACAAGUUGUAUCUGCCUUUCAGCAUGCGGUGAAUGCUCUCAAGGACGCAGGGCUACAAGUCCACGAGGAUGAGGUCUGUGAGGGCGAUACAUGUGUGCUUGGGUGGUAG